GAAGAGUACGAGAAGAAGAAACAGAAGAGGUCCACGCAGAAGAUGGCGGAGGCGAGGGCGGAGCUGGUGAUGAGUGUUGACGACGGUCAGUUGGCACACAUGCGAUCCCGCGACCCGAUGGAGAUCUGGCAGGUCCUCGCCGACGUCCACAAGGCGCGUGGCCUGGCGACGCAGCUGGCUAUGAAGCGGCGCUUCCUGACGGCGAAGAAGAGGCCAGAUCAGACGAUUCAGGCCUGGGUUGGA
Messenger RNA from Trametes versicolor FP-101664 SS1, 243 nucleotides. RefSeq lists its product as uncharacterized. The record is from RefSeq and is a predicted model, not a curated record. Lineage: Eukaryota; Fungi; Basidiomycota; Agaricomycetes; Polyporales; Polyporaceae. The transcript has a single exon. The annotation marks the transcript as partial.